AUGGCAGAAGUAACAGAUUCUGAAACAAAAGACUCGGAGGUCUUCGGGAGUCCUCCACAAACCAUUCGCACUUGUGCUCGACAAAUGACUGCCCAAGAUUCUGACAUUCACUCGGCGAUAUCUAUUGUCGUGAGUGAAAUGGACUCUACGGUCUGUUCUGAGAGUGCUCAACAAAGCAUUAUCAUCCCUGAAAAGAUUGAUCGACAUCUCAUGUGGACAUCGACGACUGCUGCACCAAUAAUGAGUGGUGCUUCACAACCGAUUGACACUAGUACUCCACAAAUGAGUGCUUCACGACUGGUGAUAACUGAAGACAUCGAAAAACUUAUUCAAGAUUGUGGAGAUGGUCAUCUGUCACCACACUGUUGUAUCUACAGGGUGCCUAUUAAGCUCCGUGAUCUUAAAAAAGAUGCUUACACUCCAAAAGUUGUUUCCAUUGGCCCCUUUCAUUAUCGCAAUGAGGGGCUGCAAGACAUGAAAAGGCAAAAACAUAUAUUGUUCAAAAGAUUUAUUCAAAGAACCAACUCAAGUUGUUGCGAAUUGGUUGAAUUUGUACAAAAGUUAGAGCCACAAGUCCGUGCUUCUUAUUCAGAAACCAUUACUGAAGAAGAACUUGUGGAACUGACUUUAAUGGAUGCUGUCUUCAUCAUUGAACUCUUCAUCAUGUCCCAUUUGGGUGAGGUACGCAACGAUGCUAAAUUGUCACAGCCAUGGUUAGCGGAUUCUAUACUUCUAGAUCUACUUUUACUUGAGAAUCAACUUCCAUUCUUUGUUAUUGAAAAGCUGUUCAAUGAAGCUUUCCCCCGUGAUCGUCGUGGUAGCCUCCCUUCAUUUCUUCAGCUCACUCAUAACUAUUUUGGGUAUCACAAUGGACAAGAAUUAGACCCUCAUUCUACUGUUGGUAUAAAGCAUUUUACGGAUCUCCUUAGAUUGUUUUACAAGAAAAGAAAGACGCCUGAAAGGAAGCCAAGCCCAGAGGGUGAGGAUGAAUGGAUGCGAGUCCCAAAGGAUGGAAGCCAUAUUCUUUUAUACAAUGCGAAUGCACUGGAAGAAGCAGGCGUAACGUUGAAGGAUUGUGAGAGCGAAUGCUUAUUGGACGUGAAAUUUUCAGGAGAAAUUCUUGAAAUUCCCCAUGUUGUGGUGGAUGAUAAUACUGAACUUUUGUUUCGUAACAUGAUAGCAUUAGAACAAUGUCAUUAUUCUAGAAAUGCUUACAUUACUGAUUAUGCUCUUUUGUUGGAUUGGCUAAUAAACACAGAAAAGGAUGUGGAUCUCCUCGUUCGCAAGAAAGUAGUUAGGAACUAUUUAGGUGAUACGAAAAAGGUUGCCACAUUAUUUAAUGGUCUUUCAGACAAUGUCGUCCAUUCAACCAUCAGUACUCACUAUUUCAAGACUUGCAAAGAUUUGAAUAGGUAUUGUAAAAGUCGUUGGCACCAGUGGAAGGCAAACCUGAGACGUGAUUAUUGUCAUACACCUUGGCAAAUUGCUGCUACUGUUGCUGCAUUUCUGCUCCUCGUUCUCGCAUUGGCUCAAACCGUAUUUUCGAUCCUCCAAGUAGUUCUGUAA
This is a messenger RNA of Neltuma alba, 1566 nucleotides long. Its product is annotated as UPF0481 protein At3g47200-like. The record is from RefSeq and is a predicted model, not a curated record. Bases 1 to 1566 code for a protein of 521 amino acids. The transcript is spliced from 4 exons. Lineage: Eukaryota; Viridiplantae; Streptophyta; Magnoliopsida; Fabales; Fabaceae.